CCUUACUGUACCGCACCACGCGUUUGUUCGAAGACGCGUCCUUUUAUUCUCGAUCACAACGAGAAAUCUCCCUCUGGUUGCUUGUUGAAUGAGACGAUGAAGAGAUAGAAGAGUCUAGCUAGUAGUAGUAGCUAGCUAGGUCCAUUAAUUUAUGCAAGCAUGACCACUACCAGCGAUGAAGAUCCUCCUGCAUAUGAGGACGCCUCAUCAUCUAUCGAUGUCGCCGAGAGCUCAGUGACACAGCUCAACGGCAGCAGCAGUGCGCCACCCACCACCAAGCUUUGGAAAAAGAAGAAAACCAAGAAUGGUGUCAAUAGUAAGAACAAUAAGAAACCAAUGGUACCACCCCCAGAACCUCGAAAGCACAGUCUGAUACGGAAACGAUCCUUGACAUUUGGCAAUCCUGCCCUGGGAACCUAUCAUGGUUGUGUCUACACAUUGGAUGAAGUGGGCCAAGAUUUGUUGGGUGCCAGUCGACCCAUUAUCGAGGGAGCCGAGUCGGUGGAACGGGUGGUGGCCAUGGUGGAUGUCCCACCGGAAGAAGUACCCGAAGGAGUCUUGAAUUUGGCACAGUCUCAUCGGCCGUUUCUCUAUCAUGUUCGAAUUGUGAUUGCGGAAGAAACGGAGGAUUUUCACAUGAAUGGUCAAGCAGCAAAUAAUGAGAAUGAUAAGAAUAAUCAUCACAAGAACGGCCAGGGUAUCAAUGGGGAUAACAACAAGGCGAUGGAAUCACUGGGAGGUGGACAGGAAGAAACCAAAGAAGGGGCCUUUCACCUACGCCAAAACAGCAACGAACCAACGGUAGCAACAUCAUCCCUUCUCGAGGUCUCUGCUGCAGAGAACGCUGCUUCGAUCCUGGCCGCAGAUGACACACAGCAACAAUCAACAUCCAACAAUCAUGACAUUCAUAAAACUGAAAAUGGCGUAAAGGAAUCACAACAACAAGACAACCACACGUCCGACAGCAACAACCACCACCACAAAAACAGCCGAGUCUCUUCAACGAGAAGCUAUCUGGUGUUAUUGGAACUUUGCAGUGUGGAUGCAGCUGAAGCUUUCGUGGAAGAUUUACAUGGCAAACCCUACACUAGUUUGGAUCCAACACAAAAGUGCAGUGUCCAUCAGGUCCUGGCUCUAACGGGGGAAGAUGGAGUGUCACUGCUCUCUCCCUUUUUUGCACCCCCUGCCAAGACUGCCACCAAAGUAGCCAAACCGUCAAACUCCAGCAAGAUAUCGGUACCUCCCGCUCCCAUUGUGGAAGAUUACAACUGUGCCGUUUGCUUGGAGCACAUUAAUUUUACAGAAGAAGACGACAAUGCGGGCGAAUCAUCAUCCACUCCAUCGUCCAUCCUGACGACAGUCUGCAAUCACACAUUCCACUUGAAUUGCUUGCUACAAUGGCAAGACUCACCGUGCCCGGUAUGUCGCUACGAUCAUUCGGGCCUCAACGAAGCACUCAGUCAAUGCAAUGUCUGUGGAAGGACGGAACACAAUUAUGUCUGUCUGAUUUGUGGUGUCGUUUCCUGCGGAGGUCCUCCCAUUCGAAACACCACGCCGGGCACCACAGAUUCCUCUGCAGACAAUGCCCUCGAGCAGCGCAUGUGUGGCAUGGCUUCUUCUUCGUCGCCCCGACAACAGCAAGAACAACUCCCACCGAUUGACAAUUCACGUCAGCUAUCGCAAUCCCAUGCGCGAAAACAUUACGAUGACACACUGCACGCGUACGCGUUGGACACCGAUACGCAGCAUGUGUGGGAUUUUGCUGGACAGGGUUACGUGCACCGGUUGCUUCAAAACAAAGAAGAUGGCAAAUUGGUGGAAGUGCAUGAUCCGACCAACUUAUCAUCCAAUGAACGAUCACUCAACCCUGGCUUGUCAGAUACACAAGAGGGGGAAGUUGUGCAUCGCAAGUUGGAAGGAUUUGCAUCUCAGUAUUACACUUUGCUCAAGAGUCAAUUGGAACAACAACGAACGUACUAUCAGGGACGAUUGCAAGAGUUGCGCCGCGAAAGCCUGAUGCGAAAGAAGGCUCAAACGAGUGACUUGAUUCACGCAUUGAAACAAGAGAAAGCACAGUUAUCCCGACGUCUUGGAUCGUUAAAGACCCGUCACAACAAAGUCGUGGAUGAUAUUGCGUUUCUCAAGAACAUGAAUGAAAGUCUAGAAGCCAACAAAGAGCCAUUCAAGCGCAAGGUCAGAGAUGCUCAACGGCAACGCAACGACGCGAGGGAUCAGAUCCAGCAGUGCAUACCUGUGCUGGAAGAAAAGGUGACACAACUCAUGCUACAACUUACAGGUGAAACUGCCUUUGAAGAAGAUGGUGCGGCGAGUAACGUUGACGCUUCAGCUGCGGCAACGGGAACAACGAAUCCCAAGACACUCAAGCACAGUGACAGCUCUCAAAGUGAUGACCGCAAACCGGCUGCUAGAAGGUAGUUUUCGUUGGACCUGCUGGGCCAUUUUAACGAUACUAGUACCGGUAUAACCAAACGAGUCUAGAGUCUGACGAAUAAAUCUAUCGAGCUAAAAUGUUUUUCAUUGUG
This is a messenger RNA of Seminavis robusta, 2543 nucleotides long. The record is from the annotation of a GenBank genome assembly. Lineage: Eukaryota; Bacillariophyta; Bacillariophyceae; Naviculales; Naviculaceae.